UCCCUCCCUCCCUCCCUCUCACACACCCUCUCUCACUCAGAGAGACCAAUCAAAGGGACCUCUCCGGCCUUUCCCCCCAAGUUGUAGGAGACAGAGCUUGCUCCCUCACUCAGACUUGUGUCAGUCUCUUGCUGCUGCCACUUCUGCCUGAGGCCUGAGUGCCCUGCGCCCAGCUUCUGCCCAUUUUCCUCGCCCGGCAGGCCAGGACCCGGUAGGAGAAAACUUUGUAAGCAAAGGGCUGAGCCUUCCUUUGCCUCCUAACUCCUUGAACUCAGCCCUGUGGGGACGAGCAUCCAGAGAGACCACAACCUAGGCAGGCCCUCUGAGCCUGGAGUUUCUCCCAAGGAUGCUCUAGAACUGUCUCCGUCCCGCCGCUGCUGGUCCUUGGGGCCAGCUGCUCUCCCUGUGCCCCAGUGCCCACUCCUGCUGCCUGGAAGCCCUUCCACUUGGGCCAAGGGAGGGGAGCUUGGAGGCAGGCGGGGAAGAGGCAUUUGGGGGCAGUUUGUGAGCAGGCACUGAACAAGGCGAAGGCAAGAGAAUCCUGUAAGGCAAUAAGGACAGAAAGGCAGGGACAGGUCCCAGCUGGGCCCCAGUGUGAGAGCCAGUGCUGCCUUCAGGUCUGAAGAUGCUUCCUGUUCUCUCAGCUUGGCUGUGGCUGGUGUUAUUGCUUGAGGUGGAGGCACUGAAGAUAACCCCCCAUGGCUCAGAGUUUGUUCUGAACAUCUCCAGCACCUUUGUCCUGACUUGCACAGGGGAUUCCCCAGUGGUCUGGGAAAAGACUCCCCAGCAGACCCCACCACCUGUUCUUGAGGCCCAAGAUGGCACCUUCUCCAGCAUCUUGACCAUCACCAACGUCACUGGUCUUGACACAGGAGAGUACAUAUGUUCCUACAAUGGCUCCCAAGGCUUAGAGUUUGGUGGGCAGAAGCGGGUCUACAUCUUUGUGCCAGAUUCCUCUGUGGGUUUCCUCCCUGUGGAUCCUGAAGAGCUGUUCAUCUUCUUCACGGGAGACAGUGAGACCACAAUCCCGUGUCGAGUGACUGACCCCAAACUGGUGGUAACGUUGCAUGAGAAGAAGGUGGACAUAUCCCUGCCUGUUGCCUAUGACCACCAGCGUGGAUUCACCGGCCCCUUUGAGGACAAGACCUACAUCUGCAAAACCAUCAUUGAUGAGAGGGAGGUAGACUCUGACGCUUAUUAUGUCUACCGCAUCCAAGUCUCAUCCAUCAAUGUCUCUGUGAAUGCAGUUCAGACUGUGGUGCGGAAGGGUGAGAACAUCACUGUGCUCUGCAUUGUGAAGGGUAAUGAAGUGGUGAACUUUGACUGGACUUACCCUCGAAUGGAGAGUAAGCGGCUGGUGGAGCCAGUGACAGAUUUCCUUUCGGGGUUAGAGUAUGACAUCCGCUCCAUCCUGCAUAUCCCCAGUGCCGAGCUGGGAGAUUCUGGUACCUAUGUCUGCAAUGUCUCAGAGAGUUACAAUGGCCACAGGGACAUGAAAGGAGUCAACGUCACAGUGGUGGACAAAGGGUUUGUGAGAUUUCUGGGGGAGUUGGAUGAGCUGGAGUUUGCUGAACUGCACAAAAGUCGAACCCUACAGAUGUUCAUCGAAGCGUACCCUGCACCCACCAUUGUGUGGCUCAAGGACAACCAGACUUUGGGCUCUGGAACUGCCAGUGAGAUCUCUAUCUCCACCAGGAAUUUGUCUGAGACGAGGUAUGUGUCAGAGCUGACCUUAGUACGAGUAAAGGUGAAUGAAGGGGGUUAUUAUACCCUCAGAGCCUUCCAUGAUGAUGCUGCUGACUCGUUCUCCUUCCAGUUGCAGAUCAACGUUCCCGCUAAGGUGAUGGAUCUGAGUGAGAGCCACCCCAGCAGUGGGGAGCAACUCCUCACUUGCCGAAGUCAGGGGAUGCCACAGCCAAUCCUCAACUGGUUCAGUUGCAGUGAUUUUAAGAGGUGUCCCCGCGAUGUUCUGCCUACCCCACUGGGGAACAGCUCCAAGGAGGAAACUCAGUUGGAAACCAAUGUGACCUACUGGGAGCAAGAGAAAUUGUUUGAGGUAGUCAGCAUCCUGCGCUUGCAACGUGUGGACCAGCCCCUCUCUGUCAUCUGUGACGUGUACAACCUCCUGGGGAGAGACAGCAAGGAAGUCACCAUUGUUCCACAUUCCCUGCCCUUCAAGGUGGUUGUGAUUUCAGCCAUCCUGGCCUUAGUGGUCCUCACAAUCAUCUCCAUGAUCAUCCUUGUAAUUCUGUGGCAGAAGAAACCCCGCUAUGAGAUCCGCUGGAAGGUGAUUGAAUCUGUGAGCUCGGAUGGUCAUGAAUACAUCUACGUGGAUCCCAUGCAAUUGCCCUAUGACUCCAGCUGGGAACUGCCCCGAGAGCGGCUUGUGCUUGGUCGUACACUUGGUUCUGGAGCCUUUGGGCAAGUAGUGGAGGCCACAGCCCAUGGACUAAGCCACUCCCAGGCCACAAUGAAGGUGGCUGUCAAGAUGCUAAAAUCCACCGCCCGGAGCAGUGAGAAGCAGGCCCUUAUGUCUGAAUUGAAGAUCAUGAGCCACCUGGGGCCCCACCUGAACAUUGUCAACCUGCUGGGGGCGUGCACUAAAGGAGGCCCCAUCUACAUCAUCACAGAAUACUGCCGUUAUGGAGAUCUCGUAGACUAUCUACAUCGAACCAAGCACACGUUCUUGCAGCAUUGUCCUGAGAAAGGAGGGUCUUACCAGUGCUCAGAGGUCCUGAACCCUCCUGACCAUCAGCUGCACAGACAAACAUCGCUAUCGGGGGAGAGUGACGGAGGCUACAUGGACAUGAGGAAGGAUGACUGUGUGGACUAUGUCCCAAUGCUGGGCAUGAAGGGAGAGAUCAUGUAUGUGGAUAUUGAAUCCUCCAACUACAGCUCGCCCUAUGAUAGCUUUGCACCCUCUGUUCCAGAGAGAUCCUACAGAGCCACCCUGAUCAACGAUUCCCCUAUCCUCAGUUACAUGGACCUUGUGGGCUUCAGUUACCAGGUGGCCAAUGGCAUGGAGUUCCUGGCUUCCAAGAAUUGUGUCCAUCGAGACCUGGCAGCCAGGAACGUGCUCAUCUGUGAGGGUAAACUUGUCAAGAUCUGUGACUUUGGCCUGGCCCGGGACAUCAUGCGUGACUCCAACUACAUCUCCAAAGGCAGUACUUUCCUGCCCUUGAAGUGGAUGGCUCCAGAAAGCAUCUUCAACAGCCUGUACACCACCCUGAGUGAUGUGUGGUCCUUCGGCAUCCUCCUCUGGGAGAUCUUCACCCUGGGUGGCACCCCUUAUCCAGAGUUGCCCAUGAAUGAGCAGUUCUACAAUGCCAUCAAGCGUGGCUACCGCAUGGCCAAACCCACUCAUGCCUCUGAAGAGAUCUAUGAAAUCAUGCAGAAGUGUUGGGAGGAGAAAUUCGAAAUUCGACCCUCCUUCUCUCAAUUGGUCAUUCUGAUGGAGGGCCUUCUGGGGGAGGGCUACAAGAAGAAGUACCAGCAAGUUGAUGAAGAAUUUUUGAGAAGCGACCACCCGGCCAUUCUGCGCACCCGAGCCCAGCUCCCUACAUUUGGUGGCCCGAGGGGCCCCCUUGACACCAGCUCUGUUCUCUACACGGCCGUGCAGCAGAAUGAAGGGGACAAUGACUACAUCAUCCCCCUGCCAGACCCUAAGCCUGAAGGACCCGAGGCAGCCCCACUGGAGAGUUCCCACAGUCUCGCCAGCUCUACCCUGAAUGAAGUCAACACAUCAUCCACCAUCUCUUGUGAUAGUCCCCUGGAGCUUCAAGAAGAACUAGAGCCCGAGCCAGAGGAGCCAGAGCUGGAGCCGAAGCCAGAGCCACAGCUGGAGCCAGAGCCAGAGCCCAGCCCGGGCCCGGGGCAGCAGGAGGUGGAGGAUAGCUUCCUGUAGCUGGGCCCACCCAGGAAAAGAGCAGGCACCCCCACCCCUGUCUCUGCUCUACGGACUCUCCUUUAUUCUCCUUCCCAGAUGAAUGCUGGUGUCCCUAUUGGGCGAAGAAAGGAGGUGAUGACCGGGCCUUUUCAUUAUGGGAUGCAAGAUUUCUAGCCUAACUGUGGCAGGGACUGAUCUGCCUCCAUGAGGAGCCCCCCGGGCUCUUUCCCAGCUAAGAGUUUUCCCUUAGGAAGACAAGGCAAGGGGCAUUUUGCAGAGACUCUGGCACUGAAAGUAGCUGCUUGGUCCCCUGCCCUUCCCUAUUUCAACACCCUCAGUCUCUGUCUGACACAAUGAUUCCCUGGGUAAAUUAGGGGAUUUUUAAUCCUGUUAACGGAGCAGGGGAGGGGCACUGAGUGUUGGAACAAGGGCCUUAAAAUAUAGAGGAAGGUGUGGGCAUCCACAGGCUGAGGAGAUUGUCCCUCCUAACCACGCCAGCCUCUGGCUUUCAGACUUACCUAGCAAUGGAGCCGUUUAUUGGCCAUGCCUUGAUUAGGUUCCUAACAACUGUGCCUUCUGCCUGAGUCACUGGGUGGCUAAGGUCUCUCCCUGCCUCUUGGGGAGAAGAAAUUGUGGAAAGGGAGGAGGAGGAGGGUUCCUCCAGACUUUGGUGGAAGCAAGAGGGGCAGAGGACAUGGGAUCUUUGUAUGAAUGUCAUUCUGUGAAGUCCCGGCUCAACUCCAAAGGAUCAAGUCAUCUUCAGGGUCUCACCUUUCCUGGAGGUUUGGUCAGAAAUCUCUCCUCCCUGAAAGAGAAGAAAGGUACAUUAGAAAUGUACAAUCAGCGUUGAACUCCUCCCCUCAAAUCCUCCUGCCCCCGUGCCAGCUGGACUGGCCAUUGCCUUUUGUAUUUUUCCUUUGACAUUUGGCUGAGGUCUAUAGAAGGGGGUUGUCUUCCCACUUUUGGGGCUUCUCUUGUUUCUUCUGAUGACCCUAGUCCAUCCCUGUCCAACCCUAGCCCUCCACCAUCACCAUGGGGUGGUGAUCCAAAGCAGGAUUGAGGAGUGGAAAUUUCAGGAAAGAAGAUCUGAGCUCAAUUCAAAGAAGACUUAAUGAUCAGAACUGUCUCACAGUGGACAAUGUCUCCCCUCCGAGGUCCUUAUCUCCUGAUCACUGCAGAUAAACUGGAAGACCAGCCAAUAGAAAAGCUGUAAAGAGGACCCCUGCAGGGGAUGGGAGGUUGGAUUUCUGAAGUCCUUACCAGUUCUCAGAUUUAGCAGUUUCCUUUAUCACUGAGCUAAGGGGUCCUUAGCAGAGCCACGUUUGUGAGGCUAUUCUCUCCUCCAUCAAGUUAGGAGCUGGGGAAAACCUUGGGUUCUGGGAAGUCAAGAUGGGGAUGCCUGCUUAAAGGCUACAACACCCCCCUGGUGCUUACAAUCUGGUUUAUCUUGGGUUAGUCACUUAGCUUCCUGGUGCCUCAGUUUCCUCCACUGUACAAUAGCCUCUGAGGACUGAUCCAGCUCUCAUGCAAGAUAAUGUUGGAUGACUCCUUCCCCCCACACACACACACACACAUACAUCUGCCCCAGAUCCUUGGACAGAGGUAGAGCCUCUCCAUCCAGUGAGGUAGCUCCUUCUUCACCUGCCCCUAGUUCUCCUGCCCAUGUAACCGGGUGAUGUCCUCCAUUGUCUCUAUCCUCUCACAGGGAAUAGAGGUUACAUUUGAGGUUGAAGUUAGAAACUACUGUUUUUUGUGGCUUUUUUCCUAACAUCCUACGCCUUCCUUUAGCCAUCAAGAACAGACUCUGACUUCCCCAUCUCUCAGGCCAGCUGGAAGUCCUGAGCUUGGAAAGUUCCAACACCAUGAAAAUAAAAGGUGGGGGGCUUGCCCUCUACCUGGCCCUUUUGAGGACAUUUGACAGAUAAGCACAUGCUCUGUCCUAUAUCCAGGAUGGUUUAGCUUCAUCCAGCUUUAUUAUGGAGGGAUAGAACAUUACCAGAGAUUAGGACUCGGGGAAAUCCAUGAUUUUGUCUGCUUCUGUGCCUCCUGGAGUCUGCUCUUUAGCUAACCUAUCCCAUCCUGGCCAAGGUUUCUCUUGGGACUGCAAAAUUGGAAAUGUGUUUCCAGAUCAUCUGACUGCCCUGUUCUGGACCCUUUCCUCCCUCCUCCAUUAAGCUGCUCAGGAGGGUUAUGUAUCCAGAGAUCCUGUUUUCUCCAUUGUGUCUUUUAAAAGAAGCAAGGUUCAGUUUGUCCAUUCUCUCCCCUCCACCAGCCCUGUGCAUAUAUAGUAUAGUAGAAAUGAUGGGGUAAUUGGGUUAGGGUUUCCUUGGCCCUCAUGGCUAAUGAUAAAGGAUCUGACCGUGAGACAAACUGGAGUGCCCAGAGCACUGGGCAGUGAGUGACUGACUCACUCCCUUGCCCAUGGAGCUCAGAGCUGGGUCCAGUAUUGCCUGUCUUGGACUCCCAGAGAAUUCCAUUUCCUACCCCCUCAGUUCAUCUGUACUCCCCCUUGCUCCCACUUCCACCCAUGCUAAAUCUUGACCAAGGACUUUUAAAGACUUUUAAAGGACUUUUAAAUCUAGAGUUUCCUAAAUAGAGGAUGUAUUCCCUCUAACUAGAUUGGAGUCAGGGGAGAGAUCCAGUUGCCCUCUGGGUGUGGAUCAAACAGAGGUCAGGGAGUAGGGGCAGUGACAGGGUACGUGAGCAGGAUGUAGGUCGCUCACUUAGCUAUCUACACAUGGGCAUAUGCACAUAGAAGUUCCCCUUCCUCCUUUUUCCGGGCCACCCCCAUCCAAACCAACCUUCCAGAGGAGCCCCUUCAGAUGCUCAGGCAGGAAGCAGCUCUGAGCAAACCCACUCAGAGCUAAACAGUUCUAUACCUGGGCCCCUGGAGGGAAGCUCGAUUUUGUGUCAGUUUGUAUUUAAGACACGGUGAGAAUCAUGGUUGGGAGGGAAGGAAAUGGGAGGGCAUCAAGGUACCAAAGAUAUCAUCACUGCUAGCUUACAGGUGUAUACUUAAGACUCACAAUAACUCACAUUUAAACAACCGAGAUACUAUUUUUUACACACUCAGCUUUACAUAUCUGUAUAUAUUUUUUUUAAGGGAAAGGUUUUAAUAUUAAACAUGGUGCUCUGGA
Molecule: messenger RNA, 7023 nt
Organism: Sarcophilus harrisii (Tasmanian devil)
Lineage: Eukaryota; Metazoa; Chordata; Mammalia; Dasyuromorphia; Dasyuridae
Gene: PDGFRB
Product: platelet derived growth factor receptor beta
Exons: 23
Coding region: 626-3904 (1092 amino acids)
Biological process (GO): angiogenesis; cell surface receptor protein tyrosine kinase signaling pathway; positive regulation of smooth muscle cell migration
Cellular component (GO): signaling receptor complex
Molecular function (GO): ATP binding; platelet-derived growth factor binding; platelet-derived growth factor beta-receptor activity
Source: RefSeq, a predicted model, not a curated record